This is a messenger RNA of Zingiber officinale, 1803 nucleotides long. RefSeq lists its product as uncharacterized. The record is from RefSeq and is a predicted model, not a curated record. NCBI's taxonomy places the organism in Eukaryota, Viridiplantae, Streptophyta, Magnoliopsida, Zingiberales, Zingiberaceae. The transcript has 8 exons. The coding region runs from base 1 to 1803 and encodes 600 amino acids.
AUGGAUAGAAGGUCUUUAGCCAAACUUUGUUAUUUGCUAACGACUGAUGGAAAAUUGAAAGGAAACAGAAAUAUGUCAAUUAGUGAACUUGUAAUAUCUUUUCUUCACAUUAUUGCACAUAAUGUGAAGAAUAGGAUCCUAAAACGCCAAACAGCUAGAUCCGGUGAGACAGUUAGUAGGCAAUUUCAUUUAGUUUUGAACUCCGUUCUACGGUUACACAAUAUUUUGCUUAAAAAGCCAGAACCAAUCCCAGAAAAUUGCACGGAUGAGAGGUGGAAAUGGUUUAAGGGUUGUUUGGGAGCAUUAGAUGGGACUUAUAUUAAUGUCAAUGCCCCAAUAGAUGAUAAACCUAGGUAUCGAACGAGAAAAGGUGAAAUUGCAACUAAUGUCUUGGGAGAAGGAUCUGCGGCAGAUGGUAGAGUCUUAAGGGAUGCUAUUAGUAGGAGGAAUGACUUGAAGAUUCCUCAAGGUUGUUAUUAUUUGUGUGAUGCUGGAUACACAAAUGGGGAAGGAUUUUUGGCGCCAUAUAGAGGUCAAAGGUACAACUUGACUGAAUGGAGGCAAGGUUACCAACCAGCGACAGCCAAAGAAUACUUUAAUAUGAAACACUCUCAAGCGAGAAAUUGCAUUGAGAGGUAUGAAAUGGCAAUUGAUCCGAUAGAGACUGAGCUUAAGUCAAAUGAAAUUGAUGAUGCUGCUGGUGCUGAUGCUGCUGAUGCUGAUGAUGAUGAUGAGUUGAUCAGGCAUUGUGAGACUAGUUCUGCUUGGACUGAAUGGAGAGACAAGCUUGCAGAUGAUAUGUUCAUGAGCUGGUUUCAUUUCCAUCUUUCAAUGGAAGGAAAGAUACCAAAAAUAGUUGAACAAGUAGAAAGUUCAAUGGCACCGAAAUUCAAAAGAAAAACUCAAAACACCAAACACUUGUGGACAAAACAAGAGGAUGCUGUAUUAGUUGACUGCCUUGUUGAGUUAAGCAAAGAUUCAGCUUGGAAGAGCGAGAAUGGUUUUCGAACUGGAUACUUGCUACAUUUAGAGAAACUCAUGGCUGCUAAAUUGCCAUCAAGCAAUUUGAAGGCUACUCCUCAUAUUGAGUCAAGGUAUAAGCUACUGAAGAGACAAUUCCAUGCUAUCACCAAGAUGUUGAAUCAUAGCAGUGGAUUUGGAUGGAACGAUGUUGAGAAGUGUAUCAUUACAACAAAAGAUGUAUUUGAUGAGUGGGUUAAGAGUCAUCCAGCUGCUAUUGGUUUAAGAAACAAAGAGUUCCCCCACCUUGAUGAUUUGAUGUUUGUGUGGGGGAAAGAUCGUGCCACAGGAGCUAAUGCAGAAACCCCAUCUGAUGCAGUAGAAGAAAUAAAUUUAUGCGAUGAAGAGACUGACACAUUUGAGCAUGAAAAAGAUGCACAUACUGAAUGUCAAAAAGAUGAAGAAUCUGAUCAUGCCAACCAAGCAAUAAGGAAAUCUGAGACUCUAGAUUCAUCAAUUUGUCCAUCAAACAAGAAGUUAACCACUAGAAAGAGAAAAGGAAAGGCUGAUGAUGCUUUAGAUGACUUGGUGGGAGAGAUUCACAAGUAUGUUAUUGCUGUUAAUGAGGCUAAUGAGGAGAUGAAGGGAAUUUCCACCUACUUCAAAAAACAAACUGAGAGUGGUGAUAGAAAAAUGAAGAUAUAUGAUGAGCUAAUAGAACUUUCUGAAUUCUCUGAGCAAGAAAUUAUGGAUGUCGGAGAGUAUAUUCUCAAGGAUGAACACAAGAUUGACAACUUCUUUGCACUGCCAAAGGCAUUUAGGAGAAAGUAUGUUAUAAAGUAA